AUGUUCAUGUACACAGUCUGCAUAUCCCAAAGGAGCGGCGGCUUCUACAAGAUCGACCUCACCCUGGAGCCCCCCUCCGACGAUGGCGCCAUGUAUGUGGCCAUCAGUGACUGGGAAGUGACGAUCACUCCCAGUCGGCCCAGCUUUCCGGCGAUCAGCUUCACCGAGUCGCCAUUCUUUCAGAGCAAGAAGCAAAACAUCGAGGGCUUUGCCUGCGGCACCACCUACACCAUCGCCACCCGAGCCAAGAACUACGCAGGCUUCUGGUCGGAGCUCAGCUAUUACAACUACACGACCCCAGCCUGCCCAUCCAACCCCGAGUGCACAUACGACCUGGCCACUGCCACCGGCAACACCACCUCGCGUGCGGUCGGUCCCAUCGCCUCUAUCUCGCCCCCCAACUGCCCCACCCUGCUCCUCACCAACCCAGUGUCCACGAACGACGGCUGCUCCGAGGACCCUGCACUGCUCGUCAAUGCAGCGGGCGUGGCACUCUCGGCGACCUCGGCCUGCGUGCCAGCAGCCGGGCGGGCCAACGGCCUCACUCUGGCAGCAGCCCCCGGCUCGGAGGCCGUCACCAUGCGCUCCUUUCAGGUCGGCGCCUCGAGGCUCCGAGGCCCCGAGGCCCUCGAGGCCCCGAGCUCGGGCCCCACCCUCGUCCUGGGAGCGCAGAUCACGUGGGCCUUCGUGGAUGUGGACAGCGGCGAUGUUGCCACUGCCACCAUUCCCGCCGCCACUCUCGCCUCUGCAGAGCAGCGGCUGGAUGUCGUGUUUGACAGCGCACCCUCCCCCACCGUGCCCGUGACCGACGCCAGCGCCCUGCAAGUCGGCGUGGCAGCGGAUUUCGGGGUGGGCGGGGAUGGCGACGCGUGGCAGUCCAUCCGCUACCUGCGCACCUGGCUGCCUACUGACUGCACAUGGUCCAUGGUCUAUGCCAGACCCAGCACUCCCGUGUCGGGCGGCCAGCCAUACUGCUCGACAAUGGAGCUGGGAGGUCUGGACCGCGAGGGCUGCACCCCGCCCGACCCCGACGAGUUCUACUCCCUCUUUGCGGAGGCCAGCGACUCGGGAGUGAAGCUGACCCUCCACUCCGUCUGCAACUGGCAGUGGGGCAUCUACGGCGCAAAUGUGUACAGCCUGACGCCCUCUGGUAUCGAUAUGCUCAUCAGCAGCAUCGACGUCGGCGUUGUGGGCGCCAGCGUGGAUGUCGCCCGGCCAAUCAUGCUCAGCGUGGCUUCGGGCCAGCUCCCCCCCCAGAACUUUACCAUCCCCGCCAACACCCUGGCCAAGGGCCAGAGCUGCUGUGUCACCCAGCCCGUCGCGCUGAGCGGCGGGCUGCUGCUGCUGGAGGGGCAGCCCGCUUUCUUCAGGUGGUUUGCCGAGGUGGUGGACACCAAUGAAUUGGAGUCAUAUAUCCACCUCAAGGCGCUCAAGCCCUGA
Messenger RNA from Chlorella variabilis, 1440 nucleotides. RefSeq lists its product as hypothetical. Bases 1 to 1440 code for a protein of 479 amino acids. Lineage: Eukaryota; Viridiplantae; Chlorophyta; Trebouxiophyceae; Chlorellales; Chlorellaceae. The transcript is spliced from 10 exons. The record is from RefSeq and is a predicted model, not a curated record.